AUGCCCGUAAGGGACAAUCGCGUGCGGGGCCUCCGGCCCCCGGUUACUCGCGCGCCCGAGCUUGCGAGCUCGUUCCUGAACGCGUGCUUCAACAAGGCGUGGAUUGGAAUGCGUCACAGCCAGCUAGUGACCUACAUAACUCCGGCGGCUCGUUGGAAUAGGAAACGGUGUCGCAAAAACGUGGAUGACCAGAUCAAAGAAGUGACCGUUUUUUGGGCGAAAACAACGGCCAGGUUUGGCAAGUCGUCAUCCAUGGAAGUUAGCACUCAAAGCCUUGAGCCUCGAAGCGCCCGCCGGAGGCCCUUUUCGAAACCUCCUGAAGCAUUGAAAAUAGCACUCGAGAUCGCACUUGACGUGAAUAUAGUCCUGCAAUCUGAACUUGGUAUAUCGCGGUUCGACAUGAUAGCUACUGUCGAAGGGGCGGGGUGUUCUCCAGACCCGAUCACUUUGACAGACCAUAUCAUCCCCACGGAGAUCCUGACUUAUAUCCUUGAAGAAGGCUAUCAAGACUCGGAUGAUCUGGAGCGAAUGCGUUUCGUACUACGCGCAGCGUCUGUGUCGCGGACAUGGCGUACUACUGCGUUGAAUACGUCGGCUCUGUGGAGCACGGUAGUCAUCACACGUCUCCGUGCGCCCCCGCUGACCGUCCUCACGACACUCCUGGAACGGUCACGCCAAUCACAGCUCGACAUUUUCGUGGAUUGGCAUUACCCUGGGGCUGGGGCUGGCCUUGUCUACAUCAAGGACGUGAUGCAAAUAUUGCGUCAACACAUGCAGCAGUGGAAAUCAGUCGACAUCACAUGGGACGUGUACGGAACAGAUGAACUCGAAGAUACAUUUGCGCCCCUCCUCACUGGAUCAGCAGACGCUCUGAGAAACUUGUGUCUCUGCUGUUCCUGUUAUUUCGUCUGGCCUGAGGACCUAGAAAGAUUUGACUUCACUAAGGGGUUUUCCGCCCCAAAUCUCCGCAGCAUGGUGUUGGAUGGCCUGCCGUCUGCUAUGGAUCUGGGAAGGCUCACGUGGAAGGAGAGCGGCGACGGCGAGAGAAAUUGGAUCUAUGAGAGCAUGGAUUUCAUGCGGAUGCUGGGACCCCUCCGCGACCUGCGACAUUUGAUGUUAGAUAAAAUCGACAUCGAAGGCGUCAGAAACGAGCUGACAGAAAACGACGAGGCCCUGAUUUGUCUCCCCGCUCUGGAGACACUCACCUUUUGUGACACCAAUUUCGAGACCAUCGGAGAUAUGCUUUCCGUUGUGACCGCACCGAACUUAUGUGACCUCACCAUUCACAACCUCGAACAUGAAGGCAAGACAGUCUCCUUCCACGCCUUCUGGCAGCAGCCCAGACGCUUUCCACUUUUACGCACCCUAUACCUCGAGGUCAACAUCGCCGGGCUGGACAUCGACGAGCUAAUUGAACUAUGGCGCCCUUUCCGAUUCUUCCGCUCGGCACGCAUCAUCCACACCUUCGCGCGAGACCGCAAUUAUUUCUCUAUGGAUGACGUCCUAGAAGCUCUCUCUCACGCACAAGAAGAUGGCGGAUGGCUCUUCCCUUUCCUCACCUCCCUCGCCAUAUACUCCACAUCCGAUAUAGUCACGGACGGGCUUCGGCGUCUCGUGGAGAACCGUCGCGAGACGGAGACAGAAGUUCCAGACGCAGGCGUGAUGGGGCUGCAGAUGUUGAAGAUAUACGCUCCGGCGACGAUUGAUCCGACGGAUUCAGAUUAUUUGGGUCAGAAGUUGCGGCAUUUUGACUGGAUCCAAGGCAAGCCGCCCUCGGGCUGUGACAAGCAGCAUCUCUCGACGGCGAGCUGGGCGCUGCAAUUGGUAUGUAUCGUGCCCUGGUAUCGCUUGCGCCAAAUGCUCAUGCUCAGUAGGAUGUUGACAACCCGUCAUGAUCAUUUGGAACUGGUGGCUUGCGGCAUCGAUGGAUUUAAUAUGGUCGUCCUAGCAUCAAAUCAAUGA
Molecule: messenger RNA, 1962 nt
Organism: Postia placenta MAD-698-R-SB12
Lineage: Eukaryota; Fungi; Basidiomycota; Agaricomycetes; Polyporales; Adustoporiaceae
Exons: 8
Coding region: 1-1962 (653 amino acids)
Source: RefSeq, a predicted model, not a curated record